UCACAAUGGCGCAUCCUGCGAAAAGGUCGAGGUAUGAUGUCCUCGCAGCAGCAACCGCCCAGUUUUACAACACUACUGGUACAGUGCCAGCUAGCCUUCAGUUAGCGACAGAUAUUUCUUACUUGGUAACCAACCAGCCAAGCUGCACCAUUGUUGUUGCGGAUAUUCCGGAGGGUUGUACAGAGAGAGAUUUAAUUGGACUCUUUAGCAGAUUUGGCCAAAUCAAAAAUGCAAAGUUGGUCUGCAGUGGUCGAGCAGCUCUUGUUGAAUUUUGUGAGAUCUCACCUCCUACUCGACUUGUCCACAUGGCGAAGAUUAAUCCUUUUUGCGUCGGUCCAAACCGUGUUAGACUGGAAUUCUCAUCCGAAGUUAUAACUCCUGUUGACCGUAAACAUCCACAUCAGUCACAGUCUUCAACCAUAGACAAUAGUAGUCCUACUCGUAUUCUACACUUGGAUAUCGCAAAUGCUGAGUACCCCAUAACAGUUGAUGUAAUCAAGGCAAUUUGUUCUCCUCAUGGAAACAUACUACGUACUUUUAUUGGGAAAAAGAACCUUGAUCGUUCACUGGAAGCUUUAGUUGAAUUUGAGAAUGUGGAAGAAGCCCGAGCUGCAAAAGAGCAACUCGAUGGUGCUGACAUAUAUUCUGGCUGUUGUAACCUAACAGUUGGAUAUUCGAGAUUACAGCGUGUUCAUGUAACACAAAACGAUAGCGAGUCUUGGGACUUUACGGGUCCAAGCGGAAAUGUUGAAGGACCUCUCAAUAAUUCUUCGACUCAGCGUACGUUACUUGGCCCAGCGGCCCCAGUUGGUGGAUUAACUCCAGCUCCAUCAAUAUUACCACCACCUGUGCCUGCUGCUCCACUCCCAGUAUAUCCUGCCCAGCCAUAUCAACAACCCCAGCCACCUAUGGGUUAUUAUGGGAUGGGUCCAUACACUUCUCCGGUGUGUGCUGUUCCACCUGGCGCGCAGUUCGCGGCCCCAGCAUAUCCUGGAUACUGGCCAGCAACUAUGAUCCCACCUGCUGGUGUCCAACCUAUGCGACCACUUGACACUGGCUUCACUACUCCAUCAAGAAUUGUCAUACUUCCUACUCCACCACCUGUGCAUCAGGUAAACACUAAUGGGGUUGGGAUAGGCCAUUCAACGUCGAAUCUAUCUAUUUCAACUCCAGCAACUCGUCAAUCAGAUCUUUCAGUUUUUGAAGCUAUUGAGGGUGUAGUGUUAAUGGUUAGCAACAUACCGCAGCGUAUGAAUUGUGAUCACUUAUUUAACCUCUUUUGCCUGUAUGGCAAUGUAGCACGGAUCAAGUUCUUAAAGACCCGUCCUGGUGUCGCCCUAGUUCAGGUCGGGAAUCCAGAAGCAGCAGAUCUUAUACAUCGAUACUUUAACGGAGUGUGCGUUUUUGGGAAGAAUUUGCAACUUCAUCACAGUAAGAUCACAGAGCUAAAAGAGCACGAGAAUCUGGGGACCCUAUCGGACGGAUCACCGGUUAUGAAGAAUUAUAUGAUGGAUCCAAACAAUCGAUUUAGAAAUUCAAUGGUGGCAGCAAAAAGUCGGAUUUUGGAACCUUCUCGUACACUUCAUUUCUUCAAUGCUCCACUUAACUCUACACCAGAAGAUAUUUGUAGAAUAUUCACGGAUAGUGGUGCAAUGGCACCACCACGUGUAGUGAUAUUCACGACUAAAGAAGGCCAAAAGACUUCUCUUGGAUUAGUCGAAUGGGAUACCUUAACCGAAGCACUAGAGGCCUUAAUUCUAGCCAACCAUCGACCAAUUCAUUUAUCUGGAUUUACUCAUCCUUUUCAUUUGAAAAUUGCCUUCAGUCCAAAGCCUAUAUCAGAGGAUAGAGCUGGUAUCUCAUUGAUACGUUAUCCUGCACCACCGCUGACGUCUACUCAAUAUCAUAA
Messenger RNA from Trichobilharzia regenti, 1909 nucleotides. Lineage: Eukaryota; Metazoa; Platyhelminthes; Trematoda; Strigeidida; Schistosomatidae. The record is from the annotation of a GenBank genome assembly.